This is a messenger RNA of Colletotrichum graminicola M1.001, 972 nucleotides long. RefSeq lists its product as uncharacterized. The transcript has 2 exons. The coding region runs from base 1 to 972 and encodes 323 amino acids. The record is from RefSeq and is a predicted model, not a curated record. NCBI's taxonomy places the organism in Eukaryota, Fungi, Ascomycota, Sordariomycetes, Glomerellales, Glomerellaceae.
AUGAUCUUCGGAGGGCUUCCAAAGGGCCUCGGCCUCGCCGCCAUCGCCGCUCUGGCCUUGUCACAGACGGCCGACGCUGCGAUCCAACCUCGACAGACCAACGAGGCGCUCCGCCCCUGGGUGACCGUCGCCGCCGACGGCACCUCCCAGACGAUCACGCCCACCAUCAAGGACGGCAAGACCACGUCCGCCUUUCCGGGCAGCACGACUACGCCAACGGCUGACGCGAAGGGCGCCGGGAGCUUUCUCCUGUGCAACCAGGCCGCCGGCUCCGGUGGCCUUGAUGAGCCCUUUUGCUCCCCCAAGGUAGACAGCGAGCUGGAGGGCGGGAGGACGUACUGGAUCACCUGGGACACCGCCCUCUUCCCCUCCCCAAAGACCAUGAUCCAGAUCCAGGGCGACUUUAACGCGACCGACACCAUCGAGCCCGGCCACGGCUUCACCUCGCUUCUGCUGCCCGCCUCUCAGGGUCACUUCGCCUGGGCCGCCGCAGGGUACAACAUGGCCCCCAACGAGGCGCUCGAGGUGCGUCUCUUCCUCGCCAUCACCGCCAACAACGGCACCAUCACCGGCCGCCACGGCGGACCCCGCGUGCGUGUCGUCAACCGGUCGCGCAAGGACUCCGGAGAGCGGGGCCGGGGCCGUCGCGGGCCCAACGUCCUCGCCAUUGUCCUUCCCCUCGUCUUGGGCGGGCUGGCGCUCGGCGGCAUCGGCUGGUUCGUGUGGUGGUACGGCCGGCGGCGCGGCAUGUUCAGCUCCCGCGGGCGGGGCUACGGUAUCGGCCAGAGCCGCAGCCAGCGGGCCGUCGACGCCAAGCUCGGCUUGGGCGGCGGCGCCUUCUCGUCGCCCGACCGCGGCGUCGAGAUGAUGCCGCCACCGCCGAAGCCGCCCACACUGUCUGGGGACAACGUGUUCCGCAAAGAGCUGAACAGACAGGAGAGAAACGAGCAGGCUCACCAGAACAUGGUGUGA